CUUUUCCGUCUCUGCCCGCGUGCCUUUCUUCUCCCUGUCUCCAUCCCUUCGCUCCCGCCGGGCGCCCCACCACGGGCCUCCGUACGCCCGGUCUACGCGCCCGGCGCCAUCCUGAUCUGGUCGGUGGAGUUGGGUCCGUGGACGCGGUCCACGGACGGCCAACGCUCCGACCUAACCACACCACAUUCCUUUCAUCAUUUCAUCCUUUUCCGGUGGUGGGCGGUGGCGGCGACCAGAUGCGACCAAAUUCCUCCUACUCUCUCUCCUCCCCUCCCCCCUACUCGCCCGCGUAAUCCCUCUCUGUCGCUUACCGAAAGCGGAGCAACCGAGGCAAGAGAAAGGGGUGGGCGAGGAAAAGCGAGUUGGCUUCUCUUCCAGUUCCGGAUUCAUCCUGAGAAACAAAUGAUGGCAAUGGAUAUCUGAAGCAUGAAAAGACAAACCAUCUCGCUCUUUUAAACAGUUCAGUUAGCACACCUAAUGGCUGAGGUGUUUGCAUGACAUUCUCUUUGAGCUUAUAUGGGAGCAGUGGCUGUAUUGGUAAUUUAAGCAAAUCUCAGUCACUUCCAGAUUCUAAACUGAAACGACCCUUAAGAAAGGAAUCUCAGAAUUCAUCUACUGGAAACACAAGACGAUGGCAAUCGGGUCUAGAAGCGAUGGAGAAGAAUGUUAGCAUAUCAGUUUCUCUUGAGGGGAAUAUCUCGUCUAUUCCCAACUCUAUAGUCAACGAUUCUAAAACGUCAAUGGAAAACGGGGUAGAUACAUCAUUUAUCAACCAUGCUGCUGAAGCAUGGGCUGAGAUGAGAAGACAAUGGGUUGGACAUCAGGAAGAAGUUUCAAGAAAGCCCCCUCGAGAGCCAGUCAUAAGUUGGUCCACAACAUAUGAUGAUCUCUUGUCGACGAGUGAGCGUUUUCCACAGCGAAUUCCACUAUCUGAGAUGGUCGAUUUUUUGGUCGACAUAUGGCACGAAGAAGGGCUCUAUGAUUAGCUGACCUCUGGCUUUCCGCCUUACUUUUAGAAUGCAGUCAACUUCCUCCCCACAAAAAUUGUAAUCUUCUGAAGAAAUGAAAAAAAAACAUAGUCGCUGAAUAAUUAGUUUCAACAUUUGAAAUAGAAAAAAAACUGUUAUUUGAAAAGGUACUACAGUGGGUUGGUAUAUUUGGUGAUGAGUUAUCAGCGGUUUCUUCAUGUUGAAGGACUCGAUGAUCCUGAAUGAACGGUUGCUUAAGAAUAGAAGGGGAAAGGGGAAGGACAUUUUCUCUAAUACCAUUACUGUGAUGUUAUUGACUAGUUAAUGUCUGAGACCCCUUAAGUUUUAUCAACGUUGGUCA
Molecule: messenger RNA, 1329 nt
Organism: Sorghum bicolor (sorghum)
Lineage: Eukaryota; Viridiplantae; Streptophyta; Magnoliopsida; Poales; Poaceae
Exons: 6
Coding region: 495-986 (163 amino acids)
Source: RefSeq, a predicted model, not a curated record